CUUUACUGUCAUGUCUUUGUUGCUUCAAUGCUAGCAAGUCCAGCGCGAAAGUGAUUGAGCACAAUCGUUUUUAAGAAAGAAAAAACAAAUUCAACCAUUUCUGUAAUAGUAAAUCCAAGAUGGAAGAAAAGCUGUAUGGAUCAGUGCCUGUCCCCUCGGAAUAUCUUCAACAGUGGAUUCAGUCAGCUCAACAGCUUCAGGCUCUGCAGGGUCAGUAUCCGGGCAUCAACCAUCACCACAGUCCUCACCCUCACUACACAGAGGAACCAAGAGAGGAGAGAGUCAUGGCACAUGCACAUAUGGCUGUCAAUGAUGAGCUCAUGGCUCAGCAAGAACCUGCCAACUUAGCGAAAGCUCCAGCGAAAAAGCGAGGGAGAACGGCACAACCAAAGGAACCCAAGCCACCCAAAAUGCCCAAGCCACCCAAGGAGCCCAAGGCCAAACCGGGCCCCAAGCCCAAGAAAGGCAAGGAGGGUCAAGAGGCUGACGGCACGCAGGAGAAGAUGGACGAGACCGUCCAGAAGGUCAGGAAGAAACGAGACCGAUUCAAGGGCAUGACGGAGGAUGAGGUCAUGAGCAGAACUCUGACUGACAUCCUUGACUACAACUUGGACUAUGUCAUUAUUGGAAUCAACCCAGGUCUGGUGGCAGCCUAUGUUGGACGAUGGUUCCCUGGCCCUGGAAACCAUUUCUGGAAGUGCCUGUUCUUGUCUGGAUUCACUGAUGAGCAGCUCAACCACAUGAGCGACACCAGCCUGCCAGCGAAAUAUAAGAUCGGUUUCACCAACAUGGUGGCAAGGACAACGCCUGGAAGCAAAGACCUUUCAACUAAAGAGCUACGUGAGGGUGCCUUAAUUCUUGUCGAAAAGCUGAAGAAGUACAAGCCUCUCAUUGCUGUUUUCAAUGGAAAAUGUAUCUAUGAAAUGUUCUGCAGAGAGAUGUUUGGAAAAAAGCCCAAGAAACUUGACUUUGGUCUGCAGCCACACAAGAUACCUGACUGUGAAGUGGCGUUGUAUCUGAUGCCGUCGUCCAGUGCCCGCUGUGCCCAGUUCCCCCGUGCCCAGGACAAAGUACACUUCUACAUCAAGCUGAGGGAAUUAAGGGACCAGCUCAAGGGCGUGGCCAGAACAGACGACAUUCAGGAGUUGGAGUACACCUUUGACCUGGGAUUGGCCAAGGAGGACGCCAAGAGGAUGGCGAUUAAAGAGGAGGCGUACGACCCGGGCUACGAGGCGGCCUUCGGCGGCGCAUAUGGCGAGGGCGGGCCUGGGCCUGAGGAGGGCCAGAGCAACGGCAACGGUCACUGUAACUUCUCGUCGGCGGAAAACACAGUUUCAGACGCUGUCGAGAAGGCAGACACUUCCCAACUUCCUGCCGCCGCUGCCACAGAGGGACAACUCCCGGACGGACAGUGGAUGAUGCAGUCUUUUGCUGAUCAGAUUCCAGACAUUGGUGGCUCUAAAGAGCCCCAGGCAUGGGCGGGCAAUGUAUAAGGAAGGGGAUAGGGCUACUGACGAGCCCUAUCUGGACGUACAGAGACCUCAACCCACACAUCCUUAAUCCCCUCCUUCAACAAGACGCUGCACCUCAGUUUGAAGACUCAAAUUGUAGCCUUUUCAUUUUUUGUCAAGUUGUAUUAGCCAUUUUAGGGAUUUACACGUUUAACUACUUGAUAGAUGGAAUUUUCUAAAUUGAUAAUUGAGGAUUUUUGAAUAUUUUAUCCUGUUUUGUCAUAUCAUGUGUGUUUUGAUUGCCCUCAAGGCGGUCUUAAAUACGUGAAAUCAGGGACUUGACAAUGAUUCUUGAUUGUCUUUGGAGAUAGUCACCUAUUUAAACCUUUUGGUUAUUUUGUUGUCAUACUGUACUUGGCCACAGGACGGAGCAGUAGGUGUAAGCAAAGCGGGACACAGUUCUGAUAUUACAAAUGGCCCUAAAUCAGACUUUUACACAUGAACAGUUAGUCCCAAAUUAACCUGUGGCAAAACAGUAUGCUACUGGAAGUCAUACAUUGUGAAGUUUAGGAUUAGCUAGUAUUCUAGUUGUAUUCAUUCUGUGCCUUUUUUGAGGAGAACAGGUACUGAGUAAUAUGUGAACAAACUAAACAUGGUCAAAAAAAGUGAUUCCACAGAGAUGUUUUAGCAAUUUCUUCACAAGCCUUUUUAUAGUGGAUUUACAAUACUGAAGGUGGGUGCUGUUCUCUUGUUGCUUUAUAAUCUGUAUGUUAUGUUUAGUAUGUUUCUGAACAUUUUUGUUCAUUAAAGCUAAAAUCCUUAAAACUUUACAUACAUUUUUGGACUUAUAAAUGAUUUAUACCCAUUGAUUCUUGAAGUAUAUAAUUUUUUAAAUAAAUGCCUCAGGGGCUUAGUUCAACUGUCGUACCCCACCAGAACCCCAAAUAUAGGCUUGUUUUACUCCAAUGUUUUUAAACAAACACUGUAUAGACUCAACAUGGUUCAAACUAUAAUUGUGAUAUUAUGGAUGGUCAGUCCUUGCAUCCAUAGCUCAGUCUAUGAAUUUGAGUGGAUUAAUUUCUUUAGGCCAAUCCCUCAUAUUUGUUUACCAAAACAGUCUGGGUGAACACGUUUUAAAUGAAGGAUUUUUAGAUGUAAAUGAUCCUCAUGGAGUUUUUUUCUCAAUUUUACUUGAAGUUGUUUUGUUUAACUUUCCAGCCUGAAAAGAUUUGGUCGUCUUGGUUUGGUUGGGUUCUGAUGGUUUGGCCGAUGACCUUCAAGCACGUCAAGAACUUUUCAUCCGUCUGCAUGCUAAAUGAAUAAACCCUAAAUCGUGCUUAGUUAGAAAAACGUUUCAAAUGUGUUUGCAACGGAUACAUUUUGUUUUUGUGUUUCUUAUUGGAAAAGCCAAUCAGUUUUCUUCCGUUUGGUGCCUAUUUGAACACGAUCCUGUUCUUCAAAUUGUUUCAUAUUGUACAUUACAAUAUUCUUUGCACAAGUUUUAACUUCUGAGAUAUUGCUUAUGAAUCCCUCUGGGUAAAUGUAUGGAUGCACGCUUUGAGAAUAACUUGGUAAUAUUACUUUUUAUUUGAAAUGCGUAGCUGUUCCAGUAUGUCAGAAGUUAUAAUACUUUAGCAGUACAGUCUACAUCAGUAGUCGAAGUCUGUAGGCGUGAAGCUACUACAGCGUCACAAAGGUUUCUACCGUGAGAUGGAUUAGAGUUGAACUAGUUGUGGCAGCUACAAGCUACCUCACCUUUAAUUUCCUCACCUUUAAACUAUUUUUAAUUUCCUUUUAUUCUGGACUGGUUUCAUUUUUGUGACCAAAUGUGGAAAUAAAAAAAAAAGUGAUUUUGCCAA
This is a messenger RNA of Salvelinus namaycush (lake trout), 3310 nucleotides long. Its product is annotated as G/T mismatch-specific thymine DNA glycosylase-like. Bases 120 to 1493 code for a protein of 457 amino acids. Gene Ontology annotation, cellular component: nucleus. Gene Ontology annotation, biological process: base-excision repair, AP site formation. Gene Ontology annotation, molecular function: mismatch base pair DNA N-glycosylase activity. NCBI's taxonomy places the organism in Eukaryota, Metazoa, Chordata, Actinopteri, Salmoniformes, Salmonidae. The transcript has 11 exons. The record is from RefSeq and is a predicted model, not a curated record.